AUGGAACUCAAUUACGGAAAGGGAAGGGGAGUUUACUUCGACUCGGAUCGAAUGAAGGAGGAGGCGGGUGUGGCGGCGGCGGCGGCGGCGGCGGCGAAGACAGACUGGAUCCGGUUUCCGGAGGAGCGGAGACGGUAUCGCCGGGAGGGGACGUUUGAUCUCCGAGCAUUAUUUGGGGAGAGGGUCUACGAGAUGGGGCUAAGAGCGGAGAGUUAUAAUCGGGCGGCGCCAGGUUCACUGAAUUUUCCCUCGUCGUCGCCAGCUACGGUAGUAGCUGCAAUAUUUUCCUCUCACGCAGUCACGCACCCUCUUAGCUUCCUCUCCCGGUUUGCUCGAUCUUCACCGGGCACUUCACUCGGCUGCAAAAUGUCAUGA
Messenger RNA from Linum trigynum, 375 nucleotides. The record is from the annotation of a GenBank genome assembly. NCBI's taxonomy places the organism in Eukaryota, Viridiplantae, Streptophyta, Magnoliopsida, Malpighiales, Linaceae.